Xylona heveae TC161 is the source of this 2609-nucleotide messenger RNA. RefSeq lists its product as hypothetical. Gene Ontology annotation, biological process: RNA export from nucleus; protein import into nucleus. Bases 212 to 2413 code for a protein of 733 amino acids. NCBI's taxonomy places the organism in Eukaryota, Fungi, Ascomycota, Xylonomycetes, Xylonales, Xylonaceae. Gene Ontology annotation, molecular function: phospholipid binding; structural constituent of nuclear pore. Gene Ontology annotation, cellular component: nuclear pore central transport channel; nuclear pore. The transcript is spliced from 4 exons. The record is from RefSeq and is a predicted model, not a curated record.
UGCGGCUCCAACUACCCAAACACGUCUUUCUUGUCUACCAUAGCCAUCAAACACGAAAGUGAUUGAUCUUCACAGGCAGCCUGGGCUUGUUCCUGCGGUGUGUCAUUGUUGUAAGCAGAUAAGGAUCCUGGUUCAGGUGCCUCUGCUGUAUCCCAAAAACUAGGGUCUGAUAUCCCAAAGCCUUUUGCUCAUCCUCUUUGAUCGUCAAACCAUGUCUGAUCCACCCAAAUUCUCGUUUGGCGGCACGCCCACCUCAGGAGCCGGAGGCUCAGGGCUUUUCGGACAGUCUACUACGCCAGCUACCGGUCCUUCAGGGCUCUUUGGCUCAAAUCCGACUGGAGUUUCGACCUCUGGCUCGACGCCCGCGUUUGGUGCCACAUCCAAUACAUCUCAGCCACCUUCUCUCUUUAGCCCUAAACCGGCAACCUCGAACCAAGGUAGCAACAUCUUCGGCGGCGGAAGUGGAACGGGAACGAGCAAUUUAUUUGGAGGCGCAGGAAAUACUCCAUCGACUGGAUUCAGCUUCGGACAAAAACCUGCGACUGGCGGUGGAGAUAACAAAAGUGCAAGCCCAUUUCCUGCAUUCUCUACACCGAACAAGCCUUCGACGCCGUCCACUUCAGAGCAGACGCAGACGAGUUCCCUCUUUGGCGCCGCAGCUAAACCAAGCGCCCCUCUCUUUGCGGGAUCCAACAAUCCAUCAUCUGCUGCUGGUUCAACGACACCUGCACCAAACAAGCCCCUCUUCGGAAGUCUCUCUACUACACCGGCCGGGCCACCACCCGCGGGUGCUUCGACUGAGAAUACAGGUUCUGGCGCGGGUUUGAAUGCUCAAAACCCAGCCCCACAACUCGGUGGACUAUUCGGAGCUUCGAAUGCGCCGCAAGCCUCUUCGGAACAGAAGCCCGGUGCAAGCGCUCCGUCCGGGGGCCUUUUCGGCGGCUCGAGCUUGUUCAGUGGAGCGCAGAAGCCUCAAACCAGCGACACUACAGCUAAACCGACAGAGACACAGCCUCCCUCGCUGUUUGGAAGCAGCACUGCAAAUACAACCUCGAACUUGUUCCAAUCCCCGGCUGCUCAGCCCUCUGGAAAUCUCUUCGGAAACUUGGGCAAACCCGCCACCGAUACCGCUUCGACCACUGGUGCUGGUGCAAAACCGACUGGAACAACCGCCUCUGCUACUGAUUCUGCAUCAAAGGGUAACGAGACUGAGCAAGCGCCCAAACCUCAGGGGCUUUUUGGCGGCGCUAGCACCCAGCCCGCGAAAUCCCCUUUCUCAUUCCCAUCUUCCAACGCCGCGUCGACUCAGUCGUCAUCGACACCUACAGCAACUACAACUGCUGGAUCUGGUUCUACGUUGUUCGGCGGCAAGCCUCCUGCUCCGACCACAGCACCUUCCUCUACCUCUGCAGAUGCCAAAAGCGGAGGCUUGUUCGGUAAUCUCAACAAGACCCCUGGGCAAUCUUCGACGACCGCCGCUGCAACUCCCAGUACGACGGCAACGAGUGGCCCAAGUCAGACACAACCUACGAGUGGGGAAUCGGCGCCGAGUUCAUCGUUGUUUGGAAACAAGCCAGCUUCAACCACCACCCCACAACCAACAACCACUGGCGCGCCCGGCGGAGGUUUGUUCGGCGGCGCUAACAAACAAGCCCCGGCCACCUCAACUCAACCUUCAGCAACGGCAACUUCGACUGCUGCCUCUGCACCCGCUGGAGGGCUCGGCGCUUCAACUGCAGGACCCGCGCCGCCUGCGCAAUCCCGGCUUAAGAACAAAUCUAUGGACGACAUUAUUACCCGAUGGGCUUCGGACCUGUCUAAAUAUCAAAAGCAAUUUCAGCAGCAAGCUCAGAAAGUAGCUGACUGGGAUCGCAUGCUUGUAGAGAACAGCGAUAAAAUUUCUAACCUCUAUGCUAGCACUUUUGAGGCGCAAAGAGCCAGCUCUGAGGUGGAGAGACAAUUGACCGCCGUGGAGAGCCAGCAGGACGAACUCAGUGGCUGGCUCGAUCGAUACGAGAGAGAAGUUGAUGAUAUGAUGUCUCGGCAGAUCGGCCAGGGCGAGGGACUGCAGGGCCCUGAUCAAGAGAGAGAGAGAACCUACAAACUCGCCGAGAAACUUUCUGAGCGCCUUGACGAAAUGGGCAAGGAUCUCACCAGUAUGAUUGACGAAGUUAACAACGCUUCUUCCACACUUAGCAAGACCAGCAAGGCUGGCGAUCCGCUUUCCCAAAUUGUGAAAGUCCUUAAUGGCCACCUUUCCCAACUUCAGCUUAUCGACCAGGGCGCUGCAAAGCUUCAAGCCAAAGUUGCUGCCGCUCAAAAGGCUGGACAGGGUCUUGGUAUGAACGGUUAUAAUGGCUCGCGUCAUGAUGCAGCAGAUGACUUUUAUCGUUCUUACAUGGGUCGGAGAUGAUUUAUUUAAGUGAAGGUGGCUUAUGGUCUUUCUUCAUUGAGUAUCCAGUCAGGAAUUUGUUUUAACAAUUGUUAUAAGCGGCGUCAUACGUGUAUUAUAGGUUGCAGAGGGUUAUUAAAAUCAUCACCUUAGUUUUUCAAAGAAAUGAAUGCCAUUUCUCGCAAAGCGAUCAUAGUAUUAACAGAUGAUAAGGACU